Molecule: messenger RNA, 4816 nt
Organism: Schistosoma margrebowiei
Lineage: Eukaryota; Metazoa; Platyhelminthes; Trematoda; Strigeidida; Schistosomatidae
Source: the annotation of a GenBank genome assembly
ACUUAUAUUUGCGCGUGUUUUAAUAUAUAUGAUGAAUAUUCACUGCUGCCCCAAGUGGACAUCAGUUGGAGCCAAGAAACUAAUCUGUCUUUUGCUGUGCAUAUCAGUAUCUUGCUUGAUCACCUAUCGAGUACAUGUUUGGUUGAAGCAUUACGACAGUUUGGCAUCAAAAAUGAUUAUUUCAGCUUAUGAUGAUCAUCAAAGUAAUUUGCCGUUUCCUUUGAUCAGUAUCUGUAAUAUUAAUCCAGCAAGGGGAACUAAACUGUACAAUAUUCAGUCAGCUGAGUCUCAGGAUCGUGGUGUUGAUUAUGAAAUUUUCUCGGAUGCUUUUCAAGGACGUUCAAGUGAAAACCUCCCGGAAAGCAAACUUAAAGUGCCAAUUUUCAAGCUCAUGGAGAAAGCAUCUCAUCAGAUAGAUCAAAUGUUAAGAAGCUGUAAAGUUGGUCAAAGACAUUGUUCCGUACUGAAUUUUACAAAGAGUAUUCUACCGAAUGGAGCUUGUUAUACACUAGCUGGCGAUCUAACCGGCAUAGACGAAAUUCAAUUAGUGUUAGAUCCACAAAGUUACGAUUAUUUGGUACCGAAUCAAGGAUUUAUUGGUUUUCGCAUUUUACUACAUGGAUAUGGUGAUUCCUUAUGGGCAUUAAUACCAACUGCUGUUUAUGCUGGUCCAACAUUUCAUACUAUGUUACGUGCAGUUGGCCUUAAAAAGAUUUAUAAACAACAUUGUACAAGUCAAUCAAUCUGGGCUAGUUGUAUGCAUGACUGCAUGCAAGAAAUGUUAUUAGAAAAAUGUCAUUGUCAAUUGCCAGAUUGUACUGUUUUCGAAAUGAUGAGAUGUGGAUUAACUAUGAAUUCAAUGAUUGAAUAUCUAUCGCCAGUUCAAUGUCGAUGUCAUAAUCCAUGUGAAGCAAUAUCUUAUUCAGUGGAAUCCAUAACCCAAGCAUUAAAAUCACCAUUAUUAUUCACACAUUCUCUAAGUCUAUUUACUAAAAUAAAUCAAACCAAUUUUAAAUCAAACAAUAAUUUUCAACUACCUACUGAUCAACAACAAUUUAAUAACAAAAUUAUAUCGAAAAACCAAAAACUGACAACUGUUUCUGAUGACAUUAGUGAUUAUGAUCUUAAUAACAAUAAUCAUAAAAACUCUAAAGAAUUGAAUAUAAAUCAAUCGGAACAAUUUCUGCAUAUUUACAGAAAAGAGAUUUGGGAUGGCUUGCUCCUUCAAACAUGGGCAUUUCUACGCGAAGCUAAUCGUACAGCAUUUGAACAGUUAAGACAACUUUCUCGUCUUUUACAAAGUUUAAAUUUGGAUUUACAGACAGUAGAACGUACAGUUUAUAAAGUUCAUAGAAAACAUAGGUUCAAUUUAGAAGCUACUGACCUAAUGCUUUGGGAUAGUGAACGUUUAUCAACAAAUAAACAUCCUUCAGAUCGAUCUAACGGAUUAUGUAUGGAUAGUGAAGAACAUUCUCGUAUGCUAGAAAGGGUUAGCCGUUUAGGAAAGGAAUUCGUUCGCCUUUUUAGACAAAGCAUUUUGUUUCGGGAUAUAACAUUAGUCCCAGGACUAGAUUUUCACAUUCACCUUGUUCGUCUGUUUUUUUUAAACAUCGUCGAUGAGUUGGAUCGUCUCGCUAAUCAAUUAUUACACAACGACCUGUUUUCUGAUGUGACAAUGCUUGAUUUACAACGUAAAACAAGUCAGUGCAAGCAAACUAACAAUAAAUUAAUAUACAACGAUACUAGUUGGGAAAAUCAAUUAGAACAAUCACAGUUAAUUGUUGCCAGUGAAGAUAUAGCCAGUCUUCAAGCUGUUCUUCUAGCUACCGAUUCGCAGUUCAAACAAUUAAGAACGGUGUUUUCUAAAUUAGUUUUGGAUAACCGUGAAUUAAUUGAAACUGUCCCAAUUAAACGGGCUAGUUUAAACACUAAACCAGAUAGCUUGAUCAGCACCGAAGAAGGAUUAGUCAGUGUUACAAUACAGCUGACAAGGGAUAAAAAUCGUCUUAUACGUUUGGAAUCAGUACAGGCAAUUUAUAGUCCAAUCGCUGAACUAUUGGAUCUAAUAGUAUCUGGUCUAUUGCUUGCAUUUCUAUCUAUCUUCCUAGUAAAUAUUUGUGUUUCACACCCAAACAAUUCAGAUUCGUGUUAUUAUGAAUGCUGUUGCUGUUGUUCCACUUUCGUAAAUAAUUCUACUAAUUCUAAAUCAUGUGAAUCACCGAAAUUGGUUACUCAUACCACUUUACCUACAGCUUCAUAUAUUAAUUGUAAUACAGAUAGUGGAAGUUCUAGUAAACGUCUGCCAAAACUCAAUACUAUCUCAUAUAGGAAUUACAGUGACUUAAUACCAACCGAUAUUUUACAGAAAAAACCCACAGUGAAUUCAGUUUAUUUGUUUGAUUCACAUCAACAAGAUGGAGUCCCGAUUUCAAAUAAAUGUAUAAUAACAGGAUUACCAAUUACCAGUAAUAAGCCAUGUGCAAAACGUUUUGGAGAGAACUGUCGACAUAAUUUCAAUAUGUGUCCAAAUGAAUCAUCACAAUAUAUGACACACAAUUUACCUACUUUACCGGGAUCUUCAGUGACAUUACCGAAAUGGGACAAUAAAGUUCUUCAAAUUGAUGUGGAUGGUUUUAACUGCAUGGAUGUAUCUGAGCAUUCUACCACUGAAUGUGAGGGUGAGCAAUCACAUGCGAACACAAGAUUUCAAGUUAGAAUAUGCCUCAUAAUGCACUUUGGCGAUUACCAUAUUAUAUGCCCAAUCCAUCUCCAGAGUACUUCCCUAAUUUCCUCUUCAGCUCGAGGUUGAUUAGUUCUCUGACACAGAAGGCUGUUGCUGAUGGUAUACAGUCAACGGACAUUGAGUAUCUUGAGUAGACAGUUGUUUAGAAAUAACUGUACGUUUUUGAUGAUGGUUGUAGUAGAUCUCUUAGUUUCAGCUCGUACAGUAGAACUCACUGUCUUUACGUUCGCAUUGAAGAUUCUGAAUUCGAUGUUGCCUGACAGUCGUUUUGAGUUCCAUAUAUCCUUCAACUGUAGGGAUGCGGCCCGAUCCUGGCCUGUUUUUUUCUCUUCAUCGAUGAUGCUGUUCAGGUACGUGGAAGUUUCUACCUCUUUCAGGUUUCCUCUAUCAAAUGCGACUGGAUUGGUGUUCCCCGUGUUGUAUUUGAGGAUAUUGUUUUCUCCGUUGUGUAUUUUGAGGCCUACUGAUGCAGAGGCUUCUGCUACACUAGUUGUCUUCAACUGUAUUUGUCGGUGUCUAUGGAAUAGAGUGGCUGGGUCAUUUGCUUAGUUCAAACCGCUUAGUUGGAUGCAAGCUUUCCACUGUAAUCCGUUCUUGUUCUAAGGCAUGGUGGUCUUUAUAAUCCAGUCAACCAACAGAAGAAAGAGGAACGUAGAGAGUAAGUAAUCUUAUCUGACGCCAAUCCUCACUUGGAAUGCGUCUGUCAGCUGUCUCCCAUACAUGACUUUGCGAUGUAGUCCUUCGUAUGAAUUCCGUACGGUAUCGACGAUUUUCUCAGAUGCACCAUAGUGUUGAAACAUGUUCCAUAAGGUUCUUUUGUUCACACAGUCAAAUGCUUUUUCAUAGUCAAGGAAGUUGAUGUCUAGUGACUAGUUUCAUUCAACUGAUUGUUCAACGGUGAUCCGUAGUGUCAUGAUUUUGCCUGUGCACUAUCAAUCCUUACGGAAUCCGGACUGUUUAUCUCGAAGUUGAACGUCUACUGAAUCUUUCAUCCGGUUCAGGAACACUCUGUUGAAAACUUUUCCUGAUACCAGUAGUAGCGUGAUGCUUCGGUAGUUCUCACAUUUAUUGAGAUAUCAUUUCUUUGGUAUUUUGAUGAGAUGUCCUUCUUUCCACUCUGUCUCACAGGUAAUUAAAAUAACCCAUUGUAUCUUGAAUAUAUAUAAAGAGAACUCAGCGAAAAAAGUUUCGUUCCGAGGAAAUCAUUUACUCAAGGUGUACAUUUCUGUUUAUGAUUGUAUGUUAGAUAUAUGUCGAUAGAAGAUAGGACAAUAUUGCAUCACAAAGUUUUUCAAAACAUCAAACAUCAAAUCAACGUUAUCCAUGUCAUCAACAACAAUCACUUCCAAGACAACAACAACAACAACAGUUAAAUCAUCAACAAAACAGUGUCAACGAAUCAUGUAUUAGUUUUUGUGAUUGUUUGUAUUCUAUGGAAGAUAAUACAAAAACAGAUUCUGCAUCGUGUUUAAAUUCAAGUAAACUUUUAUUUUGUAAUAAUCAUUCAAACACUGUGAGAAAUUGUUCUUCUAUUAGAAAACCAACUGAUAUUAAUUAUAGUAAAAAUGAAAUGUUAAAUUGUUUAAUAGUAACACCACAACCACAGGAUACAACAUUUACUGAAGUUACACCAAAUAUUGUAACAACACAUCAAUUACCAUUCAGUGUUGAUUUACUUCAGUCAUCGCAAUUAAUAGACGAUAAGGCAACACUACCAGUAAACACAUCACAUUAAGAUAGACUGUUUUAGGGAGUACAAAUAUAAUCGGUAUAUCAGAGUUAUGUAUUAGGCACAGUUUUAAUAACAGAUCAGAAUAAUAUUCAUGAUUGUCAAUGUGCAUAAUAUAUAAUCAUGCAAUUUAACUUUAUUCAAUUUUUCAUUUCUUGAAAGUAUCCCAUUUUAUGUAUUAUGGAAAUGUAAUUACUCAAAAAAAGCAUUUGAUGUAGAUUUAUUAUUCAACUUUUCAUUUGUAUUUUUAAAUUCGUACAUUCCUUUCACUAUACACUCAUCAACACAUUAAAGCAUAUAGUUAUUCUAAAGCACUUGUUAAUUCUCUACCUAAACAUUUUGUC